Molecule: messenger RNA, 1302 nt
Organism: Adineta steineri
Lineage: Eukaryota; Metazoa; Rotifera; Eurotatoria; Adinetida; Adinetidae
Source: the annotation of a GenBank genome assembly
AUGGAUGAUAAUCCACCAUCUCCAUGGACACUAUUUAAUGGUUUUGUCACACCAAUCAUUUAUUCAGAGACAGAUCUUUCAACAUUACAUAACUUGAACGAUCAAAAUAAUGAAUCAAAUAUGUUUGUUGAUAAUCCAUGUCCCGAUGUAUCUGAUAGAACUAAAGGUGCUAAUCAGAGUCUGUUAUCUGAUAUAGAUCAAUCGAAAAGAAUUGAUUAUUUAGCAGCAUUACCAAAGUCUCACUCAACCAAAGAUGAUGAUCAAAAAACAGAGGAAAAUUCGAACGAACCCUGUAAUGAAAAUAAUACAAUGAAAUAUACAGAUGGUACUCAAUUCAUUCAAAAUAAUACAUCACAUAUCAAUCGUCAUGUUCAAGACAUAUCUGAUGGCAUAGACGGCUUUGAUGAAGCUCUAGAAGAAUUAUUUGACGGGAUUUCAAUUAAUCCUACUGAUGAUUCAUUAUUAGUAUUAUCACAAAAUAAUAACAAUGAUGAUAAUGUUAAUCCAUCAAUAAAUAAUUCGAAAAAUUCUUUUAUUGUUAAAUCAUGUGAUGGGAAUAAUACAGUUAACUUCAUCGAUAGUUCAGUGAUGAUUGAAACACGUGGAUCAUUUAUAUUAACAGUAUCACCAUCUUUAAAGCAGCAUGUUCGAUACGAAACAGAAUUGGAACAAAUACUUCGAUACAUAAAUGUACCAAAUCAGGAAUCAAUUACUAUAAAAAUGUCUGAUGUUCGAAAUCAAUUCAGACCUGAAAUAUCAUAUUGGUUGCGUAUAACACGUACAACAAUUCCAUAUGGUAACAAUAAAAUUAUGUUUCUUCAUCCAUAUCCAAUAUGGUUAAAUAAUAAAUAUGCUAAAGUUUAUAAUGGUUCAUUAUUAAUUCCAGUAACAGAAUUAACUAUUAGAAUUGAGAAUUUAGUUAUGGUCCGAUUACAACAGGGAUUAUUAAAAGAAAUUCAAAAAUUUGCGAUUUAUGACUCACAAAAAUUUGAUUUUAAUGUUCAAGAUAUUUAUUUACCCAAUACAAAAAAAGCGAAGUUUUUAAUAGAUGAAUAUAAACUUCGAUAUUCAAUUUUUCAUUUUCAAAUUUUUGUUGUUGAUGAAUAUAAUCAAGCAUAUCCAACUGAUUUAAAAUGUCAAACUGAUUCAAUAUAUGAAUAUGAUCCUAAAGAAAUUGAAACAUUGUCGCCGAUGAUCGGUAAUAUUAAGAAAAAAACAGUUAAACGUAAAUCAAUUGGACAAAGAAAGAAAUCUAAAGUCGCAUCUAAAACAGAUAUGACUGACAACGAUGGUCGAGCCUGA